Molecule: messenger RNA, 11441 nt
Organism: Biomphalaria glabrata
Lineage: Eukaryota; Metazoa; Mollusca; Gastropoda; Planorbidae
Exons: 9
Coding region: 2802-6827 (1341 amino acids)
Biological process (GO): protein phosphorylation; BMP signaling pathway; cellular response to growth factor stimulus
Cellular component (GO): signaling receptor complex; plasma membrane
Molecular function (GO): transforming growth factor beta receptor activity; ATP binding
Source: RefSeq, a predicted model, not a curated record
UAUUCUCUUCCAUACGUUGCUGUUAGUAACGUAUUCGUGCUUAUUGGUCUAUAAUUAAAUUUGAAAAAAAAAGUUCACUAAGAGAUUAAGUGUGUUAUAGGAAACACAAGAAGUUGUACCAACUGGCCAAACACGACACUUUCUUGUUAUUCUGUUGCUUCUCAGACUUGACUCGUUUUGCUCGUUUUUAUUCAAGAUGUAAGCAAGUCUGGGUUUUCUGUGGGUUCAUCAUUAUCACUGAUGUAAGUAAAUCUGGGUUUUCUGUGGGUUCGUCAUUAUCACUGAUGUAAGUAAAUCUGGGUUUUCUGUGGGUUCAUCAUUAUCACUGAUGUAAGUAAAUCUGGGUUUUCUGUGGGUUCGUCAUUAUCACUGAUGUAAGUAAAUCUGGGUUUUCUGUGGGUUCGUCAUUAUUAUAUAUGAAAGUUAUUCUGGGUUUUCUUAUGGCUCGUUAUCAUUGCAUCCCCUAAACAUUCUUGGUAAUCUUGUGGCUAGAUAUCAUGUCAUAUCUAAAUCCUUAUUGGUUUUGUUGAUGCAAGUAAUUUAACUUUCUUUAUGAUUCUGGAUCUUUUUGGGGGAACAUUAAUUUAGUAGUCUCAAAUACUAUUGGAUAUUUCUGGCUCAGAGUAAUAGAAGGACACAGCUAUGGCCAAUCAGACUCAAAACCCUUCUAAUCAGUGCUGCUCGCUGAGAUUCUCCUAUAAUUCCAACAGUUUGUUUUGAGCCGCUAACCUCCUAUGGUACGCAUGAAAUCUUCUGUUGGAGCUAGUUCGUGUUUGAAUGUCAUGAUUGUGUGUCUCGAACAAGUCAAUGCCUCAGCUAAUGUGUUUCUCUAUUAGGAAUGGAACUGAUCCACCACAAGAUGGGCCUUCAAUGUUUAUCUCAUCGCCAUGGAAACCACGCCAGUUUCUAUUUUAAUCUCCAAGCAGGACACGACGAGAUGUCAAAGUUGAAACACAAUGAGCACUUUGUUGUCUACUUGUCAGGAGGCGCCGACACAUGGCGCCCUACUCUUGCCGCUCACGAUGAUACAUACAUUUUUAAAAAAUAAGAAACUACUUUUAUUUUUCAUACUAGAUACUUUCUCACUGUAGCAAAUGUCUUUGCUAAACUUGACGCAUAGAGAAUAAAACCUUAAAACUAAAAUGUCACUUUAACCUCAAACUUCUUGUAUUCGUUUCCUAAUGAGUUAUUUUUUUUUACAUGUAUAUUUUAUUUAUUUGUUAAUUGGGGAGGGGACAAAGGUCACGUGUGGUGUUAAUGGCGUAAAGGUAGGGUUACCAGAUACAAGCUCACCCAGAGGAGGACAAAGCCUUACAAAGGUGGACACACACACACACACACAAAGUCUAAGUAAACUUAACAUUGUAUUUAAAGAAACAUUUCAGCCAAUCAAAGGCUGAAGAACUUAACUCAAUAUAGUAGUGUAUUUCUCAGACACUUCUUUCCCCAGUACUACGUCAUUAGUGCAAAUGUGGAACUCUAUGCACGACAUUUUGUUUGUUCAGAUUGUACAUUGUACGAUGGUUAACGGAGGUGUCAUGUGGCUAGCAUAACGACCAACGGCUUUUAUUUUCCACUACUAAUGUCAGGUGAGUUUGGUGGACUCUUCAGGGGUGUCCUGAAAAUCAUAAAGUUCAAAAUUCCAGUCUUCAUCGAGAUUCAAACCUGUGACUCCUCGAUUCGGAAGUCAAGCGCUUGACCAUUCAGCCAUCACGCGGGGAAUUGAGUUCAUAAAAAAGUAUCAUUGAGAAAAGAAAUACUAGUGCGAGGUAUUGGAACUAUAAGUCUAGACAAUAAGUUCAAUGAGCGGGGAGCGUCGUUUUGUUUCCUUCUCUUUCAAAGAUCAAGAAACAACGUUUCAUUCUGUUUUCUGGAAUGGGAUGGUGCUUAUUACAGGUGCUUUCAAACUGCUACAACUACUAAGAAUCGACGCACAGAAUAGUUCUUACUUAAUGUUGUUGUUCCAUCCUUGUAGUCAGUCGUAUCCUGUUUGUUUAUCAACUUCUAAGUUUGAAAUCCUGGUCGGCAAGAGACAACAAAACAACAUUUGUCAAUAGAUUGUGUAGAGUCCACGCUGGCUGUGUAGACAGUUAGGCUUUGAAUGUUCUGUUUUAGGGGGAGCUGAGAAUGCGCAUGUCUGCACUAGUACACCCCCCCCCUUCACCGUCCUAACCGUUAAUUCGAUACAUUUUUUUUUUAGGGUUUCUCAUUAAAGUUGAACUUGAAACUAUUGACCCUUUGAUUGCCAGAACUAAAGGAAGAAAUAAUGACAUUGAUGGAGAUGAACACUCUGAAAUGUUUUGAUAAAAGUGCGUUAGGUUGAUCUACAGAAACAUCCAUUCUACUUUCAAAGCGAGCACAAAGAGAAAAAAGUAAAGGCCGGCCAAUGAAAGACAUGAUUAGGAGCUCACCUUGAGCUUCUAAGGGUAAUUGCCGACAUUCGUAUAGGGGUCGGGCUGUCAAUUAAUUAAACGCCAAUAGCUCAAAUCUAAUUGGCCCUUACUGAGUAUGUUUAUAAGGUAGUUUAGAUCUAAAGUCUUAGCCAAUAAAAUAGAAGUAAAACAGUUUGAUAGUUUAAUCACCCUGUAGAAUAAGUGAACUGACUCUUUUGGUGGGCAGCCAGCAAUCCCCAAUCUGUCUAGUUGGAGGACAUGUUGCCUGAUCAUUUCUCUGUAUUUGUUUGACUUUGUGUGGCUCUGCCUGUGUCAUGGGGGAGAAUGAGAAGCUGAAUCUACUUGAAGUUCUGCGUGUUUUCGUUUCUUUGGUAAACAGAUUGCUGAGACAUUUAUCAAGGUUGUUGGAUGCUCAAUGCAGGGCAGGACAACUGUGCAUCCAGCACCUGUAUGGCCACCAAUGAUAAAAAGCACAGCUUCUUCUGUUGCUGCUUUGGGGAUAUGUGCAAUAGCAAGUUUUACAUUAACAACAGUACUCUAGAGACUGCCAACACCACAGGGGCAGCUUAUCCUACCACAUUAUCUGCUGCUUCCUCUUCAGUUCCUGCUGAUCUUAGCUACAAGAUGAAGACAAUAGUUGUAGCUUUGGUGUCUGUGGCGGCUGUAUCUCUAGUCAUUGCUUGCACCUAUUUGGUCUAUAGAGUGUACCUGACACCCAAAUCCACCAGCCCCCCUUCCUCAUCUGUAACAAGGGUAGAAAGUGAGCAUGAAGCUGCAUUGACCCAGUUUGACCUUGAGGACUUGAAGAUAGAGGAUGUCCUCAUCCAAGGUCGAUACAGUGAGGUCAGGAGAGGCUGGUUAGGGGAUAAAGAGGUGGCCAUCAAGAUCUACCAACCACACCACAGACAGUAUUACUAUAAUGAAAGAACAGCAUACUACCAACCUUUUAUGGACCAUGAUAAUGUGGUGAAGUUCUAUGGUGCCAAGGAGCAGGAGGAGGCAACUCUACAUGUCAUGCAGUACCUGAUAGUCACAGAGUACAUUUCUCUUGGCACAUUGACAAGCUACCUGAAGCACAACACAGUAGACUGGUACACAUUGUGUCACAUGUGUCAAGGGGUAGCCAGAGGCCUGGCUCAUAUUCACACAGACAUCCAGAAAGGGGACCUGUUCAAACCAGCCAUGGCUCAUAGAGAUGUGAACACCAGAAACAUUUUGGUCAAACCUGACUUGAGCUGUGUCCUUGCAGACUUUGGUUUUGCUGUGGGGAUGAUGGGGUCCAAGAUAAUCAAAAAUGGUGUGGCAGAGAAUGCAGAACAAGCAUCACUUGCUGAUGUGGGGACACUGAGGUACAUGGCACCAGAAGUAUUUGAUGGAGCAGUUAAUCUCAGGGACUGUGAGGCCUCUUUGAAACAGAUUGACGUCUAUGCUCUAGGUCUAGUCUUGUGGGAGAUAGCUUCAAGAUGUGUUGAUCUGUAUCAAGGUGCUCCUGUACCAGAGUACCAUCUUCCAUUCCAGCAAGAAGCUGGCAUUCACCCAACCUUUGAAGAGAUGCAAGUCCUUGUAGUCAAGUACAAAACAAGGCCUAAGUUACCUGAAGUUUGGAAACAUUCAAAUCCAGCUGUUCAUUCAUUGAAGGAAACCAUUGAAGACUGCUGGGAUACUGAUGCUGAAGCCAGGCUAACUGCUUUAUGUGUUCAAGAACGUUUGUCAGAUAUGGCUGCAUUGUGGGUCCAAGGGAACAAACAGAGAGGAGUCACACCCACACUUAAUGCCACUAUGAAUCUUCCAGAAGUUUAUUCAGGGAAUAACCCCAACUUAGUGCCACCCUAUGUGAAUGUAAACAAUGAAACUAAUGCUUACCGGGGCUCAGAUAGUCAGGCACCAGUCACUUCAAGUGGCAUUGCAUUGCAGGUAGGAGAGCAGGAAGAAACAUACACUGAUGGCAUCACAGCACCAUUGAUUACUAAUGUUGGCCAUCUUAGUGCCAGUGGCAGCAGUGAGAUGGUAGAUGGUCGUGUUAGAUCCUGGCUUCAAGACCAGAGUGUAUCAGAGUCGACAGUGGAUACCAUUCUCCCAGCAACCCCCUCACAUGAUGAGACUGCUCCAGUUGCUGCUAGUGUUCCAUUAAAAGCUAACAAUGUCAUGCUGGCCAUGAACAAAGCUGUCAUCUCUCAUCCCAAUCAGGGCAGAAAUCCAACUGCUGAGCGCAACACUCAUAAACGAAGUGACGAGGAGCUCACAGUCUCUGGUAACCGGCUGCUGGCUCCUGGAGACCAAGACACAGGCACCACUAGUUCAUCCAGAGAAAGGCGGGGUUCCCUGGACACACAGAGUGCACUCUUGAACCACAACGCUGGUGGACAUAGUUUUGAUGGCGUAGACACAGUUGAAUCUUCAUCUCUCGUUCAAAACGAUGUUCUGAGUCAGCAUAGAAAUAACCCGAUCCCUUACUUACAAAACCAGGUUCACAAUGAUGGUGCUGCUCUAGUAUCUGCUGCCCCUAGCUUGACGCGGCCUAAGCUGUCUAACAUUAGCAGCAACAGAAGCUUUUAUUUGCGCCUCCAUGGGGAAGACCCUAGUAUUAAUCAGAGAAACACAGAGGAGGGGCUACAUUCAAAGUCAUUGAAGCAGAAACUGAGUAAGCUGAUCCAGCCAAUGGGAUUAGGUCACAAGUUUUCCAAACUUAUGUUUGGUGGGAAGAACAAGAAAAAAUAUAACCUGGGCAGUGGUGAGGUAGAGACCCCCUGUUCCCUUAAAUCUUCUGGCAAUUAUGUCCCCAACGGAUGUCUGGGUGGUACAAACAGCAGUGUAGCACCAGGGUCACUAAAUAUUCAAGUAGAGAUGGUCAAUGGAAUAGCUGUGACUAGGACCUGCAAUGACACCCUCACUUAUCCAUUGCAUUCUAACAUCACGUCUGAAGCACAGGCCAGGCUGUUUGCCACCAACGCCAUGAGGCUUGGAGUCCUUGCAAAUGAUGACCUCCCGUCUCCGUCCCUUUUCCCUAAAGGCAACACAAGCUCAGUGUCCAAUGAUUCCAGGGACCAAGAGACAGUACUUUCCUUACAGAACUUGUCAUCAAAUAGAGACUAUGGUUCCAUGCUUUCUGUGGCACUCCCCUCAACUUGUGCGCCUGAUGGGCAAUCAGACACCUCUGCUAAACGCUCAUCUACCUCUAGUCUCACAUCAUCAGACCAUAGAUCUAGUUCUCAUCCACACUAUUCAGACCUGGCUUACCCACCUGCAUCACAGCAUGACGCUGCCAACUUGUCAAAAAUUUUCUUGGAUUCCCUUAACAGUGUAGAGACAGGUUUAGCUGUGCACUCCCCACAGAAUAGAACAAUAUCUCCUAUCAACAUUAAUGUUUCCCAAGUAAGUGCUGCUAAAAUGCCAAGAAAGAAAAACAUAUUCAGCAAUUUGCCAGGAACUGCAUCUAGUCAAAUUCCACAGGGUAAAUUUAGCCAAGACAAUAACUUGCCAGACACCAAGGGAGGCAAUGCUAUCAUGUCCGUUGUGCCUAUCUGUGAUAAAAGUCUUUCAAGAAGCCCUCAUUCAGCACUGCCAGACCAGGUAGCAUGUAAAAAAACAUUGUCCACUGUGUCACAGCCACAGGAGAAAACUGGAAGAGAUAUUGAGAGAAAUGAGUUGAGAAAACACUCACCAUUAGCCAAGUUAUCCCAGUCCCAGAGUGUGACAGACCUAGACAGGCACCAGCACAGCAGUUUAAAUGACUUUCAGGACAUUGGCAAAAUUUGUGAUGAAACAAAUGGAAAUCACAGGCCAAGGCCAAAGUCCUUGUCUUUAAAAGGUCACAAUUACAAUCACAUCAAAAAGGAUACUGCUGUGCCCAUUCCUGCUGGCUGCUCUGUCAUCAUGGCCCCUGUGGCCACAAAACCAUCCAGCAGUGGCCCAAGUAAAUUGGGAGAGAAUGGGACCUUGCCUGUAGUAGUGCCGAACAUUACAUUAAACAAGAGUUGUCUGCCUUUUCUGUCUGCUGAUGUGGAUAAGCAGCGGUUGAUAAAUUCUUCACAGAAUGUGGCUGUUGGCUCACUACGCAGCACAUUGCCUACUGCUGGUAGUAAUGGCUUUAAAGAAGGAACAGCUUGGGAUACCUGCAAUGGUCAUGUUAACGCAGUAGUGUCCGAUGAUAAGAAAAAUCUUAUUGUACAUAGUCAUUCAGAUUCCAGUGAAAAAAUUAGGCGCCGGAUCAAAACCCCAGUCUCUUUUAAAAAAGGCCGUCUUUCUUUGUAUGAUGAUCGCCUUAUGAGUCAAAGUUUAGGAGCGGAAUCUCUAAUUGGAGUCCUAACCGACCAGACUCCAGAAACAUGUGAGCAGAGAAACAUUACAGCAUUAGGCAGUGAUUCAUUUCAAGUAGGCUCAGGUUUCAAAGACUAUAACAAAAUGAUUCAGAGCGAUUCAAACCUUGUUUUGUAAAAUCCUAUUCAGAUGUUAGGAUUUUAACCUCUUAAAAGAGACAGUGAUUCUGUGUAACACAGUGAAACCACCAGCUCACUUUUUACUUCUCUGAACAGGAAGUAUUAGCAACAUCUAGUUGAUGGACUUGUACUGGAGAACAGUUUUGUUUCAUGUAGUUGUUGAUAACUAUGCUGUCAUGGCAACAAGCCUAGACCUUGCAACAUUGUACUUAUUGAUACUAUACACAAUCAAAUUGUCUUUCUAAAGAAAAAAAAAUCCUAAAUUUUCUGUGUGGGUUCUGUAUGCACUGUUAAUUUAAUUGUUUGGAUAUUACCCCAAUAUUGUCAUUAUAUCAAAUGUCAUGUUAAUGAAAGGUGUGUUUUGUAAGGGCAAGUAUGUUUGGGAUUGUAUCACAACACAAUGGUCAUGUAACAUUGGCAACAUUUGUGUUUUUUGUGCUGGGGUUUGAAUGUUAAAUUUUGUUGCAAUUUGUUUGAACUCAUGACAAGUAUUCCAUAAUAUUUUAUUGUUGUUAGCCGGCUAAUUGUAUUGUGUACUCAUGUGCUGUUAGCUGGCUAAUUGCUUUGUCUACUCAUGCUUUUAGCUGGCUAAUUGGUUGGUUGCUGUUAUGGAUGAAAUGACAUCACUUUCACAUUGUGUGUGUGUGUCAGCAUGUGUGGAUAAGGAAACAAAUGUCCUAGUGCUAGAGAAUCACUCAUCUGAGUGUGGCUGUGAUCUUAGGUAACAAGACUAAUUUUUAACAAUUUUUGAAUGAUUGAUUAUUAAAUGUGUGGGCAUCUAGUGUGUCCAUUGAGUCAUACCAUCCCAUCCAUCAUUUUCAACAUAACCUCUUACACAAUCAGUGACCAUGUUUUCCCCUAAAGUUUUCAAAACACAUUUUCAUAUGGACUUGUUAAAAGCUUUUGAUUCUCACAGAAGUUUUUUGUGCAACUUUGAUCUUCUUCAAUGUCAAGUUCUGAGAAUCAAUUUUGUAAACCACAAACUAGUCUUAAGGCUAUGAUUUUUGUUGCUAUUCUUUGUUUUACAUUUUCUGCAGAAUUUGUUAUAAAAACAUUUGAACAGUUGAUAUGUUCUUCAACUUCACUAUGUUUAUUUGUCAUAUGGCUAGACUUAGACUUUCAAGUUGAAACUUUCCUGUUAUGUUUAGGGGACAAUGUUUGUUCUAAGUGAGUGUCAUUUGGCUGUAUUUUUUUUAAUGUCUCUACACCAAUUAUUUACUUUAAAAAUAUACACAGAUUUUUAGAAUCUUUGUUUCUUUGUUUUAAUCCUAUCUACUGGACAAUUUUUCAUUGUAGGGUAGAAAAUUGUUUUCUAAGUUCAUUUCUGUAGCACUUAUGUGUUUGUAUUGUGUAAAUAAGACAAACAGUAAGUAGAGUUUCUAGAAGGACAAUGUGUAUAUAAAUUAGGCAGUUUUAAGACUUCAUUUCUCUUGAAAUACUCUACUCUUCACAUUACCUGCACAGUAUAUCUUGUUAAAUGAUUAUCAUUGGCCUAACACAUUUUUUUAAAUAUUCAUAAGGUUUGUUUUAACAGUCAGUUAAUUUUUAGAUGUAGUUUUCAUUUCACAAAAGUGUCAAUUUGUGACUGCCUGGUCUGGACUGCACUCUGGCUAAUAGUUCUGAGUUUGAACCCCCUGCCCUCCUACUGGGAUGUGAAGAAAUGUCCUAAACAAACAACAAACUAGUCACAUAUUUAAGUCUGUUAUUGAUUGAAUCAUGACUGGGCUGUGUCCUUUUUUUUUUAGUCUAAGAAAUAUUGAUUGCCUGAUCAUUUUUCUUCUAUAAAGAACAAAUUGACUAUGUUGUGUGUGGUAUUUUGUAAUGCCACAUUUUGUCACUGAUUAUUUGUUCACCCAGAAGCUACUUAUGCUUUGUCUAUUAUUUAUGUGUCUGUCAGAAGGUGAGAACACACUUCCUAUUGCAGAGCAGUCUCACAUUAGUGACUUACUGCUGAUGGUUAUAUUAGUGGAAAGUUUCACUCAGUUUAUUAAUUCCCCCUUUCAAAGCUUGUGGUCGAUAGGGAAGAUGAUGUAAAGUUCAUCUGUUUCUAUGGCCAACAGUUUACGAGGGUUGGACAGCACAUUGACCAACUUCCUUUACUUCCCCCAACUCACAUCAGGUACCCAUUACAGUUUGUUUGACCCAGGAAUGUCUUGAAACUCUAAGUCCUUCCCUCAGCUCAGACACCAAGUGCUCAGCCACCAUGCCCCCCCUGUCACUGAAAGGAUUUUGUUUAGUUCUAACAUCUGCACGUUUCUGAUGUGCUAGUUAUGUGUCUCCCCCCCCCCCCCCCCCCCCCCAUACAUUCCUCCUCUUACCAAACAUGCCAGCUACCCAACUCCUUGCCAUCUGUUUCUACCUGCUUGACACUUUUACUUCUAAAUGUUGGAACAAAAGAUUUCUAAGUGAAGAUCAUUGAACCAGUAACUAACAUAAGGGCUGGACUGAGAGUCCACUGUUUACUGCUUUUACUAUGAUGCUCAAGUUUCAAAGAUCUCAGCAAAACUCAAUAAAAAUGAACAUAAUAAAACAAACAAUAAUAAUAGUUGCUUUAAGUAUUGAUUGCUAAACUACUGUCAAGAAAGAACUGCAAAUAUUUGAGUUGAUAUAACAAUUAACUUACUGACUUCAUGUACAAACAUUUCUCCUUUUUUUUUUAAUAGCAUCCUGACUUGUAUAAAUGUCAAUAAUCAACCCAUAUUGUCUUAGAACAUUGCAUAGUUCAUAAUGUAUUCUUCACAACCUUAUUAUCAUUUAGUUUAGAAAUAAUUUAAAAAAUAAUGAAACCAAUUAAAAUUUGGCAGUUUUGGAUCUUCUGCUCAGUCCUAGAAAUGUUUGUUUUCUUCCCUUUUAUGUUGUCAUGGAAAUAAGACAUAUGAACUCUUGCAUCCAAAUAUGACAAGGAAGCAUUUGUUUAGACUGGCACUGGAGAGAUUGCCUUUCAAACCUUUCACAUUCAUUGACUGGCUAUAUUUGAGGAAACUCUCCAGAAAUUUGGUCCUGUUCCUCAAUUAAUGUGUUCCCCCCCCCCCAACCCACCUACAUUACUAUUCAGCUUAUAACCAAUUUUGAUAGGUAAACUAGUGUUAAAAAAUGUAAACAAUAAGUCAAGUCUUGUUUAUAUAUUUCUAGUCUGAUGGCUGCCUGGAUAUUAGGUAUGUGCUCUAGACUGUCUCCUUGAUGGUCCCAGGUUCAACACCCUUCCAGUCGCCAUUUCCCCCUAUCCUGCAGGAGGUUUGUGCUAGGACAUAAUACUCUUCAAUUCUAAAGGAACAUUCAAAACAUGUGAAACAAAAACUCUUCUUUGUUAUUGUUCUGAAUUUUUCACUCACUGUGGCUGCUGCUCAUGACUUGGCUUUGUUUUGUUCAAACCAAAUGUCUUCACUAUGACAAAGACCUCAUUCAAAUAUUGUUUCACUAUGACUAUAUUCACUAUGUAUAAAUAUGAUAACAUUUGUCUGACUCCACUAUAAUUAUAAUUGUUCUCAUUGUAAAUAUGAAUGUUUUCAUUAUUAAUAUGUUUGACUGCAUUAUAACGAUGACUAACUUUACUAUUGUGAUAAAAAGACACUUUCCUUUUUUAGUCUUAAAAAUUUGAUCUUUUUUUUUAAUGAAACUUACACUAUUGUUGUUUUUUUUGUCAACUAAAGAUCUGUAACUCAGUCACAAUUGUUCACAUCUAGAAACUAUUCAAGGUCCUUUGAUUAGUUAGUGUACACACUCCUUCCCAACUGUUUUUUAGUUCUGCACCAUUGGCAAUUUUAUGUGGAUUUUGUCAUGUAUAAUUUUAUAACAGCAUUAAUGAUAAUUUAUUUUUAAUUCAACUUGUUUCACUUGCCUCUUUGUACCUUCCACACUCUAAAGAGUUUAUGAACACAAAGAUAUGGGUGAACCUCUCCCCUGGAACUACAGCAACCGUAUUGAAAAAGAACUUUUCUAGAGCUGAAAUAAAGGAAUAACAAAAAGAGAGGCUUAUCGUUGAAAACUAAAAGGUUUACUAAUUGGUCGUGUUUUAUAUCAUGAUUGAAUAGUAUAAUUCAUUGUGUGAAUCAUAAUUUCUAUUGUUAAUUAUGUGAAGGAUUAUUAUCCGAGCUGUGGGAGUAACUUGUACAUCCCAGUGGUAACUUGUAUUGUAGAACUGUAAGAAGAUGUAUUGUACAUAUUGGAGUGAGACUUAACCCCAGUUAGUAUAGACUUAGACUGUAGAACAUUGUGGGUUGAUACAAACUGAUUGUCUCCUCCUUGACACUUGCUCUAACACUUCAUCUGCAAAAACCAACAAUAGCUCAUUCAGUUAUUUAUUGAUUCAUUUGAUUGGUCCUAACCAAAUGUUCUAUGGAAUUGUGGGUAAAACUGUGUAGCCGCAACAUGACAAGUAGCUGUGUACAUUUGUGCUGUUUGUGCAUGUUGCUGUCAGCAUUCUCAACUCUACUGCUCUUUUAUUUAUUCUCUUUGUUACCCCGAGCUUGUUCAAGAAAUAUAUGCAGUUGUCCUCUCCUGAACUCUGCACUUGUUUUAUUUUCUGUUGUUUUUGUUUUUUACAAACUGUUUUGUUUCUGGUCUAUGAAAACAACCACCAAAUGAUAAUAAAGUCUGAUGUAAUAAAUAUGUG